CGUUGCACGCCGGGAGCUGUGGUCAGCGGCGCGUUGCCCUGACGCCGGCCAGGCCGGGCGUGGGGGCCUGUGGGAGGUGGAGCGGCCUGGGCCAGCUGCGGGGCGGAGGCGGAGGAGAGGCAGGCCGGCGCGGCGAGCAGAAACCAUGUCGGUGUUCGGGAAGCUGUUCGGGGCUGGUGGGGGUAAGGCCGGCAAGGGCGGCCCGACCCCCCAGGAGGCCAUCCAGCGGCUGCGGGACACGGAGGAGAUGCUCAGCAAGAAGCAGGAGUUCCUGGAGAAGAAGAUUGAGCAGGAACUGACGGCCGCCAAGAAGCACGGCACCAAAAACAAGCGCGCGGCCCUCCAGGCACUGAAGCGCAAGAAGAGGUAUGAGAAGCAGCUGGCGCAGAUUGAUGGCACGCUGUCCACCAUUGAGUUCCAGCGGGAGGCCCUGGAGAACGCCAACACCAACACCGAGGUGCUCAAGAACAUGGGCUACGCCGCUAAAGCCAUGAAGGCUGCGCACGACAACAUGGACAUCAAUAAAGUUGAUGAGUUAAUGCAGGAUAUUGCUGACCAGCAAGAACUUGCAGAGGAGAUUUCCACAGCUAUUUCCAAACCUGUAGGGUUUGGAGAAGAGUUUGAUGAGGAUGAGCUCAUGGCGGAAUUAGAAGCACUAGAACAGGAGGAGCUAGACAAGAAUUUGCUGGAGAUCAGUGGUCCCGAAACAGUUCCUCUACCAAACGUUCCCUCGAUAGCCCUACCAUCCAAACCCACCAAGAAGAAGGAAGAGGAAGACGAAGACAUGAAGGAGUUGGAGAACUGGGCUGGAACCAUAUAACUGGCCCAGAGCGGCUGGGCCCAGACAGACUCUGAUGGCCUGCGCAGCGGGUGGGCAGCAGGCGGGAAGGUGCGGGUCGGGCCGGCGGCCUCGCGCGCUCGAAUCUCACUCCACGGCAGUGGCUGCAUCGC
Molecule: messenger RNA, 951 nt
Organism: Chinchilla lanigera (long-tailed chinchilla)
Lineage: Eukaryota; Metazoa; Chordata; Mammalia; Rodentia; Chinchillidae
Gene: Chmp4b
Product: charged multivesicular body protein 4B
Biological process (GO): late endosome to vacuole transport via multivesicular body sorting pathway; vesicle budding from membrane
Cellular component (GO): ESCRT III complex; cytoplasmic side of plasma membrane; multivesicular body
Source: RefSeq, a predicted model, not a curated record